Messenger RNA from Cuscuta europaea, 1770 nucleotides. The record is from the annotation of a GenBank genome assembly. Lineage: Eukaryota; Viridiplantae; Streptophyta; Magnoliopsida; Solanales; Convolvulaceae.
CGGGCACGUUUGGCUACUUUAGCAGUGAUUGUUACUAAUCAAGUAAACUUAAGCAUAAAAUACGGAGUAAUAAAGGAGUGAGUGAUGGAGAAGGAAAAGAGAGUGGUCCACUCUACAGCAAACACCCUCUCUCUAUUUAUUGCUCACGUCACUGCUUCACUGCUUAUAUCAUAUCUUUGCCUCGCCCACGCCUGACCGGAAUCCGUCACUCUAAAGCUAUGGCCCUGAAAUCCUUUGUUGAAGUCAAGCCCGACUCUCACUUUCCACUCGAGAACCUCCCCUUCGGUGUUUUCAAGCCUGAACCCGCUUCCGACGCUCGGCCUGGUGUCGCUAUAGGAGACUACGUUUUGGACCUUUCCGUGAUAGCCGCCGCAGGUCUUUUUGAUGGGCCUUGUUUGAAGUCUUCUGACUGCUUCAAUCAGCCUAAUCUUAACAAGUUUUUGCAUUUGGGACGCUCUGCAUGGAAGGAAGCUCGUGAAACAUUGCAAACGAUACUAUCAGCCACUGAUCCGAAAUUGCGUGACAAUGCAAGUUUAAGGCACAAAGCUCUUAUCCCCAUGGACAAGGUGGAAAUGGUUCUUCCUGUAGCAGUUGGAGACUACACAGACUUCUUUUCAUCCAUGCAUCACGCCAAAAAUUGUGGUACCAUAUUCCGAGGUCCAGAGACCCCAAUCAACAGUAACUGGUUCCAUCUUCCUAUUGCGUAUCAUGGGCGGGCAUCAUCAAUCGUCGUCUCUGGCACUGAAAUUAUCAGACCAAGGGGUCAAGGUCAUCCUACAGGUGACUCUGCCGCUUAUUUUGGACCUUCUCGGAAGCUGGACUUUGAGCUGGAAAUGGCUGCUGUAGUUGGCCCUGGAAAUGCACUGGGGAAGCCUGUGAGCAUUGAAGAGGCCAGGGACCAUAUUUUUGGGCUUGUCUUAAUGAAUGAUUGGAGCGCAAGAGAUAUCCAAGCUUGGGAAUAUGUGCCUCUUGGUCCUUUCCUUGGGAAAAGUUUUGGAACGACAUUGUCACCUUGGAUCGUGACCUUAGAUGCCCUAGAACCCUUUUCCUGUGAUGCUCCAAAGCAGGAUCCUCCCCCUCUACCAUAUCUGACGGAGAAGAUAUCCAAAAACUAUGAUAUUUCUUUGGAGGUUCACAUUAAACCUGCUGGGCAAGAAGAUUCAUGUACUGUCACAAGAAGCAAUUUCAAGCACCUGUAUUGGACCGUAACACAACAACUUGCGCACCAUACUGUCAAUGGUUGCAACUUACGACCCGGUGACCUUCUUGGAUCUGGAACUAUCAGUGGACCAGAACCAGAGUCUCAUGGUUGCUUGCUAGAGUUAACUUGGAAUGGACAGAAGCCUAUGUCUUUAGGUGGAGUGACUCGAACCUUCCUAGAGGAUGGGGAUGAAGUUGUUCUCACUGGUUACUGCAAGGGAGAUGGCUACAAGAUAGGUUUUGGAACAUGCUCAGGAAAGAUUCUUCCAUCACCACGUUAACAAACAAAUUCACCUGGUUUUUGUUUUACUUUUUGUUUAAAAUCCUUUUCUUGGCUUUUUUAUUUUCUGUUAAAAUUUGCAUUCUUGAUGUAUGGGUGACGGCAAGCUCUCAGUUCUGUUAUACGUGGAAUUCAGUCUUCACUAUGUUUUACUCAUCCAGACAGUUUGGCAAUACUAUUUUUCGGCUUAUCAGGCUCAACUUUUCCAUCAAACACGUAACUUUUGCUUUCGCGCGCUGAAUUGUGUAAUAAGCAGAAAAAGUAAUGUUGAAGUAAUUUUUCUAGCUGUA